Messenger RNA from Maudiozyma saulgeensis, 2364 nucleotides. The record is from the annotation of a GenBank genome assembly. Lineage: Eukaryota; Fungi; Ascomycota; Saccharomycetes; Saccharomycetales; Saccharomycetaceae.
AUGACCAUUGAUAUUGAACAAAAAGCCAUUUUUGUUGGUGCAAACCAGCAGAACCAAACUAGUGAUUAUAACAAACAGCUUGGAAUUGUAGCGUUUGGUGCGUCUAAAACAAUUGCCCUUUGGAAUCCUUUGGAUAAAGAUUGCCAUGGGAUCACACAAACUUUAAAAGGUCACGACUCUAUAGUAACAUGUGUUAGAUUUAUUCAUAAUACUAAUUACAUGGUCUCAACCUCGGAGGAUUGUCACAUCAAGAUUUGGAGAUUGAAAGAAAAUGAAUGGAAUUGUAUCCAAACCAUAACUAAAUAUACUCAAACGAUUGUCGCCCUUGGAGUCUUAGAAGGUGUAGUUGCCAUUGGGUGUGCAAAUGGUAUGGUUUCUUUGUGGUACGAAAAAGAGACUGAAGAUAACACAGAUACGUUCCAAUUAGGUGAAGAGUUUGAAGUUGAAAAAAAUGUCUUGCCUUUGUCUCUUUCCAUAUCUAAUGUUGAAAAGAAUAAGUAUUUAUUAGCUGUAGGUGGUACCAAUAUUCACGUGUUUAUAUACUCUUUCAUUUUGGAUAAUGGUAUUAAAAAUUGUCAGAAACAAGCUAAGUUAGAAGGUCAUGAAGAUUGGGUGAAAUCUCUUGCUUUCCGUUACCAAGAGACACCCGGUGAUUAUUUACUAUGUUCUGGUUCUCAGGAUAGAUAUAUCAGAAUAUGGAGAAUUAGAACGAAUGAUCUCAUUAAGGAUGAUGAUGAAGAUGAAAAUACUUUGACCCUAUUGAAUAAUAAACAAUAUAAGUUCAAUGUAGACGAAGGACUACGAAUUUGCAUUAACUUUGAGGCCCUUAUCAUGGGUCAUGAUGACUGGAUCUCCUCUCUGCAAUGGCAUGAAACCCGUUUACAAUUGUUAGCUUCCACAGCAGACACUUCUCUUAUGGUCUGGGAACCAGAUGAAUCAUCUGGUAUUUGGGUUUGUGGUCUAAGACUUGGUGAAAUAUCUUCCAAGGGUGCAUCUACAGCCACUGGUUCUUCAGGUGGGUUCUGGUCCUGUUUAUGGUUCAACAGAGAAGGUGUAGAUUAUAUUCUGACAAAUGGUAAGACAGGUGCCUGGAGGGUUUGGUCUACCACCGACAACUUACAAGUAGAUGAGCAUUUAAGUAUAUCCGGUUCUACCAAAGAAGUUACCGAUAUUGCAUGGUCGCCGAACGGUGAAUACUUGUUGUCCACUUCUUUAGACCAAACUACAAGAUUAUACGCUCCAUGGUUAUUUAACGUUGAUGGCUCUAAAAGGAGUGUUAUUACAUGGCAUGAGUUCUCUAGACCGCAGAUUCAUGGUUAUGAUAUGAUUUGUGUAGAACCUAUUAGCGAUACAAGAUUUUUAAGUGGUGGUGAUGAAAAGAUUGUUAGAUCAUUCGAUGAACCAAAGGGUGUUGCAGAACUGUUGAAGAAGUUUGUCCAUAUUGAUGUUGCCGAAGAAUCUACCAUGCCUGAGUCUGCGGCUUUGCCAGUUUUAGGUUUAUCAAAUAAAGCUACAGGAGAAGGUGAAGAGACUCAAGAUGAAGACAAUGAGGAAGAUGAAACUGCCGCUAAGAAUAUAUCAUAUGAGAUUGUCACCUCAUUGGAACAUCCACCUAUUGAGGACCAAUUGCAAAGGCAUUUAUUAUGGCCUGAAAUUGAAAAAUUAUAUGGGCACGGUUAUGAAAUUACUUGUCUAGAUGUAAGUCCAGAUCGUAAAUUGAUUGCAUCAGCUUGUAGAUCAAAUACACCACAACAUGCCGUGAUUAGAAUAUUCAGCAUAGAUACAUGGUUAGAGAUUAAACCAACAUUGGCCUUCCACAGUUUAACAAUAAACAAAUUAAGAUUCUCCCCAGAUAACAAAUAUCUGUUAGCUGUAUGUAGAGAUAGAAAAUGGAGUAUUUGGGAAAGAAAUUUCGAAGAUAACACUUUUACUUUGAAAUGUAAGAAUGAUAAACCUCAUACAAGAAUUAUUUGGGAUGGUGAUUGGACACCUUUAGAAUUUGGUAACUCAUUUGUUACAGGUUCUAGAGAUAGAACCAUUAAAUUAUGGAAUUUUGAUAAUGAAACACAAGAUUAUAAGAUGAUAGAUUCUGUAAAGCAUGAUAAACCCGUAACCGCACUAUCGGUAUUCCAAACAUUGAUUGAUGGAAAGUUAUUGGUCGCUGCAGGUUUAGAAGAUGGUUCCAUUUUGCUAUAUUACUUCUAUAAUGAUAAGUUUGAACUAAUAAGCCAAGUAAGUGAUAAAGAUACACCUGCCGAUAAACUAACCAGAUUAAGAUGGUCCACUAUGAUAGGAGACAACAAAUACCUUUUAGCCGCUGCAAGUAGUGAUAACACUGCACGUAUUUAUUCUAUCACAUUGUGA